This is a messenger RNA of Colias croceus (clouded yellow), 801 nucleotides long. RefSeq lists its product as uncharacterized. The transcript has 2 exons. The record is from RefSeq and is a predicted model, not a curated record. The coding region runs from base 1 to 801 and encodes 266 amino acids. NCBI's taxonomy places the organism in Eukaryota, Metazoa, Arthropoda, Insecta, Lepidoptera, Pieridae.
AUGUCUAACCUUUUGGAAUACGUCAGCGACAUCAAUGAAGAGCUCGAAAAACAAAAUGAAAUUCAUGCUAUCUAUACAGAUUUCUCCAAGGCAUUUGACAUGGUUGACUUUUGGCCUUCUUGUCCAAAAGUUGUACCACGCAGGACCCCGAGCGAAACUCGGCAGGAUAUUGUCAUCGGCGACAAGACAUUCGCGGCUGUACAUGACUUUGUGUACCUGGGAUCAUUAAUAUCAGACCAGAACGAAAUAUCUGCAGAAAUAUGCAAACGAAUCAUGGCUGCAAACAAGUGCUACUUCGGCCUUCUGAGAUAUUUUCGAUCGAAACUGCUAUCCCGAAACAUAAAGGUACUGCUAUACAAGACCCUACUAAGACCGGUACUAACAUAUGGGUCCGAAAGCUGGGUCUUGAGCAAAAAAGAUGAGGAUUGCCUGCUGGUCUUCGAACGAAAAAUCCUCAGACGAAUAUUCGGUGCUGUGCUGGAAAAUAGACGUUGGAGAACACGGUAUAAUCAUGAGCUUUAUGGAAUGUACAAGGAGCCGAAUGUCAUAAAGACCAUAAAACUCGGCCGUUUACGCUGGGCCGGACACGUUGCACGUAUGGACGACAACAGGGCUCCUCUGCGUCUGCUUGAUGGAAAACCAGAUGGACGUAGAAAUCGUGGAAGACCAAAGCUCCGUUGGUUGGAUGGCGUGGAACAGGACUUAAAGACGAUAGAUGUGAAAAAUUGGAGAACCCGGGCAAAGGAUCGAGAUGUCUGGAAGAAAAUACUAGACCAGGCCAAGGCCCACUCGCGGCUGUAG